AUGCAAUUCCUCCUUGCUAUUGCCGCCCUUGCGGGCUCCGGUAUAAUCUCGGUCGCUCAGGCCCAGAGCGUCUUUGCCCAUUACAUGAUCGGCGAGACCAAUCCCGACCACGCGAAGCAGGAUGUCGAAGACGCCAAAUCCGUCGGCUUUGAUGCCUUCGCCAUGAACGUCGGAGAUCCGACCGCCGAAUGGGCCCAGAACUGCGUCAAGGCGCUGUUCGACGGCGCCGAGGGCACCGACUUCAACCUGUUCUUCAGCUUCGAUAUGUACCAGCACCCGGACCUGCAGGGCCACAUCGACCUGUUCAACAAGUACUCCGAUCAUCCGAACUACAUGCGGGCUGGAUCCGAUAACAACCCCGUUGUGUCGUCCUUCGGCGGAUCGGGCGAGGCGGAUGCCUGGAGCUCUUUCAAGCAGAACUCGGAUAUCUACCUCAUCCCGAAUCUGGAUGACAGCGAUUCUUCCAAGUACUUUGAGAACCCCGAGGAGAAGCUGUCGCAGUUCAACGACUUUGUGGAUGGCUACUUCAGCUGGGAGUCUGCCUGGCCUGGCUCGACCGGCAGCCCGGUCAACGUCAGCUCCGAGGGAGACCAGAAGGUGAUGGAGUAUGCUCACGGCUCGAACAAGGGCUACAUGAUGCCCCUCUCGCCCAUCCAGUACAAGAACACCGGCGACGGACACUGGUACCGCAUCGGCGAAGUCAACCUGCCUCAGCGCAUGACCCAGAUCCUGGACCUGAAGCCGGACUUCACCGAGUUCAUCACCUGGAACGACGGCGGCGAAAGCCACUACAUCGGCAACCUCUGGUCCGAGAGCUACACGACCGUCCCGGAGAUCGUCGAAUACGCCAACACGGACAAAUUCCCGCAUUUCGCCUGGCAGCCUCUGAUCGGGUCGUUCAUCCGCGCAUUCAAGGACGGCAAGAGCGCCGACGGCAUGGAGACCGGCUCGGAGUCGCCCAUCGGCGCCAUGUGGUACCGCGGCAUGACGAAGAGCUGCUCGGACCAGCCUUCCAACGCCGACGCGGCGCGCGACACCGUCAACUACGCCGUCGUCCUCCCUCCGCUCUGGGAGGGCAUCACGAUCCGUGUCUCCAGCGGCGGAAAUGUGCUGACCACGUCGCCUGCCUCGCCGGGUCUGAACUACGCCGCUGUCGAGGGUAUGGUUGGCGGGCAGCAGAAGAUUGAGGUCCUGGGCAAGGAUGAGUCGGUGAUGUUUAGUGCGACGAGCGGUGACGAUGUCACUGAUGGUGGGAAGUGCAACUUUAACUUUCACGUUGUUGAGCUGUCGAAGCCGUAGAUUGCGCUUGCGUUGACGUCCGGGGUCUGGUUGAUCGGG
Messenger RNA from Aspergillus steynii IBT 23096, 1338 nucleotides. Its product is annotated as glycoside hydrolase family 71 protein. The record is from RefSeq and is a predicted model, not a curated record. The transcript has 4 exons. The coding region runs from base 1 to 1299 and encodes 432 amino acids. Gene Ontology annotation, molecular function: glucan endo-1,3-alpha-glucosidase activity. Lineage: Eukaryota; Fungi; Ascomycota; Eurotiomycetes; Eurotiales; Aspergillaceae.